AGAAAAAAUGCCGACCACCCAGAGAUGAUGAAUUAAGUAAAAAGAUCAAUGCAACGGGAAAUUCUGCCAAAUGUACCAAAGCGUGGUGCCCGGGCGGUACGAUCCACGGACAACGUAUUUGGAUUUUCGGAAAAGAUGUUGGUGUUUUUAUCAUAUUUGUUAUUUCUGGUAACAUUUCCAUUGACGAUAUAUUUUUGUUUGAAAACCGCAACAGUUUUCCAGCGUGUGGUUAUAUUUCGUUUGGGACGUUUAAGAAAAGGUGGGGUAAGAGGUCCUGGUUUAGUUUUCAUUCUGCCUUGUAUAGAUGAAUAUGUUAAGGUUGACUUACGCACCCAAUCAUUUGAUGUACAUCCCCAGGAGAUAUUAACUAGAGAUUCAGUGACUAUACAAGUGGAUGCCGUUGUCUAUUACAGUAUACGCAAUCCACUCGAUUCGGUUAUACAGAUUUCAAAUGUGCGAGAUUCUACUAAACUCUUAGCCCAGACUACUUUGCGCAAUGUUAUUGGUACAACCAAUCUAAUGGAAUUGUUAACGGCCAAAGGGACAUUGUCGAAAAAGAUUGAAAAUAUAUUAGAUGAAGCUACAGAUCCAUGGGGUGUUAAAGUGGAGCGUGUUGAAAUUAAAGACGUACGUCUGCCAGUUUCCAUGCAAAGAGCCAUGGCUGCUGAAGCUGAGGCCAUACGUGAGGCUAAGGCUAAAAUUGUUGCUGCGGAGGGUGAAUUGAAUGCUUCUAGAGCCUUGAAAGAAGCUUCUGAUGUCAUGUCCGCAAAUCCCAUUACAUUACAGCUUCGUUAUUUACAAACAUUGGCGACAAUUUCAAGUGAAAAGAAUUCCACAAUUGUUUUUCCCUUUCCCAUAGAGCUAAUGUCGUUUGGUGCAUCAUCAUCUUCAUCUGUAAAAUAAUUUUUUUUUAAUAUUCCUUUAAUUGUUAUCUAUAUAAAAUGAUAUUUUAUAUAAAAGGUAAAAAUAAAUUUAGAUAUUUU
This is a messenger RNA of Lucilia sericata (common green bottle fly), 983 nucleotides long. RefSeq names its product band 7 protein AGAP004871-like. The coding region runs from base 49 to 903 and encodes 284 amino acids. The transcript is spliced from 6 exons. Gene Ontology annotation, cellular component: plasma membrane. NCBI's taxonomy places the organism in Eukaryota, Metazoa, Arthropoda, Insecta, Diptera, Calliphoridae. The record is from RefSeq and is a predicted model, not a curated record.